Messenger RNA from Cryptotermes secundus, 754 nucleotides. RefSeq lists its product as uncharacterized. The coding region runs from base 152 to 712 and encodes 186 amino acids. The transcript has 8 exons. NCBI's taxonomy places the organism in Eukaryota, Metazoa, Arthropoda, Insecta, Blattodea, Kalotermitidae. The record is from RefSeq and is a predicted model, not a curated record.
ACACACAGCCGAGUCGUACGAUGUUGCCGAUCUUCGGAUUUUUGCUACCACUCGCCAAGGUCGUGUUGAACGUUUCUGCUGUACUCGGAUUGUAGUUCAGCCAGCUCAUUCAGAGGAGAAGGUUGCGUGUUGUGUUGUAGCAUACAGAAGAAUGACGUUGCUACUGAACCAGUGUUGCUGCGGGUGUUCCCUCCGGACAGGAACCGUCAUCAUAGCCGUGUUCCUGCUCACUGUUGCACUUAUGACGACAGUUUAUGCAUCUGUCGUACUGGGCACAUAUGCUGAGGUUGCAAAUGACGAUCCCAAGCCCUACGAAUACCCAAUGGAUUACCUUGAUAGACUACACCAAAGAAUGACAUACGAACCAGGUUUCAAACUAGUGUUGAUAUCAACACUCGUCGGCUCGUCCAUACAGUGUGUCCUGAACAGUCUGCUGCUUCUGGGAGUGAGCAAGGAAAGAAGAAGUCUUCUUCUCACCUGGCUUGUGUCUUACACCAUCCUCUUGGGACUGUGCAUCCUGGGAUUCGUAAUCGGUUUCUUCCGGGUACCCUUCAGUCCGGUCUACCAAAUUGCAGUAUUCGUCAAUAUCGUGCUGUACACAUACUUCCUGCUGGUCGUGAGGAGUUACCGCUUCACUUUACCGGAUGGACAGCACGCCGCCAUGUUGAUCGGGGGUGAAGAAACGAACAUCAAGCCAGUAUUUCUGCAGUAAGCUGUCGGAUGACCGGUGCCUCCUGCUGCUGGAGUGUGCCGG